AUGGAUACUUACUACCUGGAUGACUUGAGAGCAAAACCCCAGACACCUGGAGACCUUCUCAGACAGCGGAGCCCGAGCUCGGAAGAGGCCCCAGCGCUCGCCAGCCCGCGCCCCUUCCGCACUCCUCCGCCCCGCCCCACCGUGGCCCAGGGUCCGGGCCUCGCGCUGCUUUCGCCGUCGCUGCUGCCGCCGCUCCUACUACUGGCGGCGGUGAUCGACCAAGCGGCCGCGCAGGACAACUGCACGUGCCCCACCAGCAAGGUGACCGUGUGCGACCGGAGCGGCCCGGGUGGCCGCUGCCUGUGCUGCGUGCUCGGCUCGGGCCUGGAGGUCGACUGCUCCACGCUCACAUCCAAGUGCCUGCUGCUCAAGGCGCGCGUGAGCGCCCGGAAGAGCGUCCGCGCCCUGGUACGGCCGAGCGAGCACGCGCUCCUGGACAACGACGGCCUGUUCGACCCGAACUGCGACCAGCAGGGCCGCUUCAAGGCGCGCUAGUGCAACCAGACGUCCGUGUGGUGGUGCGUGAACUCGGUGGGCAUGCGCCGCACCGACAAGGGCGACCUGAGCCUGCGCUGCGACGAGCUGGUGCGCACCCACCCCAUCCUCAUCGACCUGCGCCACCGCCCGGCCGCCCGCGCCUUCAACCCCUCGGACCUGGAGGCCGAGCUGCGACGGCUUUUCCGGGAGCGCGACCGGCUGCACCAGUUCGUGGCGGCCGUGCACUACGAGCACCCCACCAUCCAGAUCGAGCUGCAGCAGCACACGUCGCAGAAGGUCGCCGGCGACGUGGACAUCGCCGACGCCGCGGACAUCGCCGACGCCACCUACUACUUUGAGAGGGACGUCAAGGGCGAGUCGCUGUUCAGCGGCCACCGCGGCCUCGACGUGCGCGUGCGCGGAGAGCCCCUGCUUUUGGAGCGGACGCUCAUCUACCUCGUGGAUGAGAAGUUACCCCCAGUUCUCCAUGAGCGCCUCACCAGCGGCCUCAUCGCCGUCAUCGUGGUGGUCGUGGUGGCCCUGGUCGCCGGCGUGACCGUCCUGGUGAUCACCAACCGGAGGAAGUCGGGGAAGUACAAGAAGGUGGAGAUGAAGGAACUGGGGGAGAUGAGAAAGGAACCGAGCUUGUAGAUACCGGCGGGGCUGGGGAUCGGAUUUCAGCAAGGUCCCAGACCCAAUUAAACCUUUGGAAAGAGUUGGAUUCAGGGACUUCCCUGAUGGUGCAGUGGUUGAGAAUCCACCUGCCAAUGCAGGAGACACAGGUUCGGGCCCUGGUCCCGGAAGAUCCC
Molecule: messenger RNA, 1286 nt
Organism: Delphinapterus leucas (beluga whale)
Lineage: Eukaryota; Metazoa; Chordata; Mammalia; Artiodactyla; Monodontidae
Source: RefSeq, a predicted model, not a curated record